This is a messenger RNA of Helianthus annuus (common sunflower), 1197 nucleotides long. RefSeq lists its product as uncharacterized. NCBI's taxonomy places the organism in Eukaryota, Viridiplantae, Streptophyta, Magnoliopsida, Asterales, Asteraceae. The coding region runs from base 165 to 962 and encodes 265 amino acids. The record is from RefSeq and is a predicted model, not a curated record. The transcript is spliced from 5 exons.
UACUGUUGGUAAUAAAACACUGCCUGCCUGCAAAACCCCAAAAAUUCAAAACCUUAAACCUGGGGCCUCCACCACCUCUCUGCAUACAUGAAAUCGUAGAUGCAACCAUGUUUAGAUACGUGCAAUGCUGUUGAUUUCUUCUAGGGUUUCCUCUUUCGUUCUUGAUGCCGAUCGUUAAAGGGUUCCGACGUUUUCACUCGAAUAUUGUUUCAUCCAGACAAGUUGCUACUGAGAUAUCGAAUUUGGUAUCUGAAUCAAAUGUUGAGCAGUCUGGAACGUCUUCUGCUGCUCCCUUAAAUACUAAAAGACCAAUCAGGAAAAGGGUUAAUCAUACUGAGCGGAGAGCGAUGUUGGAAUCUUUCGUCAACAGGUACAGAGCUAUGAAUCUGGGAAAGUUUCCUUCUCCUACAACUGCACAAAAAGAAGUUGGCGGUGGUUACUAUUCAAUCAAAAAACUGCUUCAGGAGAUGGAAUAUAAUAUUGAAAAGAAAGGCCCUACAGAGGAGAACAUAAAACAUGUGGAGAAAGGCCCUGCAAGUCAAGAGACAUCACACGGUCAAACAACCGAGAAAGCCCCUGCAAGCCAAGAGACAUCACACAGUCAAACAACCGAGAAAGAGACAUCAAACGGUCAAACAACAAUUGACCAAAAUCUUUGUGAAGAUCCUGGGCUGGAAUCUGGAAGCAAUAAUGACAAAAACAUCGACACUGGAAACAACAAUAUUACGAGAGAUGAUACUCAAAACAUUACAACUAAAAGUGAUGAGAAGCCAGAGCAGAAUCCAAGUGAUGAUAAUUUCGCCUUUAAGGAUCCGGAGUCACAAGUUGAACAACAACCAGAAGGGACAAGAAACGCAGUGAGGGACAAGGGAGAAGAAGACAAUGAGUUGAGAGAGAAAUCAUCAUUAUGGGGAAAUUUGAAGUUGAUGGCAAAUGAUUUUUUUAACAUGUGGAAGAAAUAGUUGAAGGAAGAUACAAGUCAAAGGCAUCAUAAUCCUUUAUUGGGUGUUUGGGAGUCAGAUAUGUAACAUUCCAAACACUUUAGUUAGCAUCGUCAAUAUAUCUAAAAUAUUCUAUUUUUCUUUUUAUUUUUUUGGGCAAAAUUAAAGUUGACAAGUAUGACUAUAAUCAAAAUUGCAUCUUGCUGGCAAAAAUGUUACCAACCUUUACUAGGGAUGCUACUCUUUUAUGAACAAA